This is a messenger RNA of Penicillium vulpinum, 2520 nucleotides long. RefSeq lists its product as uncharacterized. Gene Ontology annotation, molecular function: zinc ion binding; RNA polymerase II cis-regulatory region sequence-specific DNA binding; DNA-binding transcription activator activity, RNA polymerase II-specific. The coding region runs from base 1 to 2520 and encodes 839 amino acids. NCBI's taxonomy places the organism in Eukaryota, Fungi, Ascomycota, Eurotiomycetes, Eurotiales, Aspergillaceae. The record is from RefSeq and is a predicted model, not a curated record. Gene Ontology annotation, cellular component: nucleus. Gene Ontology annotation, biological process: DNA-templated transcription; regulation of transcription by RNA polymerase II. The transcript is spliced from 2 exons.
AUGGAAAAUCAUCACGAUCAUCCCUCUACAGAUCAUGAAGAGGUGGAAGAUCAAUCUCGCGCUCCGCAGCGGCGACGCCGCCCACCCCUGUCUUGUACAGUCUGUCGCAAACGCAAAUUGAAAUGCGACCGAUCUCUGCCUUGCGGGCAAUGCGUGCGCUCAAAAACAACAGCGCAAUGCGUUUUUGUCGGAGCCCAGCCCGGUCAUGUAUCGGGGUCUUCUAAGCAACACAUGUCGCCCCCGCAAUUACCAAAUGGAGGUGUGGAAGACCAGUCCGGCCGGAAAAGCGGGAUUUUUGUCUUCGACUCAAAAUUGGGGCCAAAUUCGACUUCAAAUCGCGUUUCGAAGCGUGGCCGUCCAGAUGAGCUGCAUGAGCUCCGGAAUCGACUCCGUGUUCUAGAGAAUUCGCUUGGCAAAUCAUCUCAUCUUCAAACGCCUGAGACCUCGGUUUGUGAUGUUUAUUCUGAAGUCGACACGGCCAAUGGUUCUGAGAAUGUUGGUGUUGAUGACCGCGUGCGAUUCUUGCCAGAUUCGAGUUUCCGUGGGAAGAAGGUUAAGACUCGUUAUUUCGGUCGCAGUCAUUAUACCACUACUGUUUCUUUUUUCAAAGAUGUUGGUGCCUUUAUACGCCGUGGUCAUUGCCGCGGAGAUGAAAAAAAUAGAGAGUACACUGAUAUGAAAAAGUUCAAGACGGAGCUUUGGUCGCGUGAGACAGAGGAUCAUCAGCGAAGUUUCCGCGAGCAGGCUUUCAGGCUUAAUGAAAUGGUUCCACUGAGAAAUGUGGCAGAUCAUCUCCUUCAGCUGUAUCUUGACACUUUCGAGACGACAUAUCGAAUCUUGCACACGCCAACUUUCUUGAGACAGUAUGCUGAUUACUGGGCCAACACCCAACCAGUCGACAUGGCUUUCGUCGCCCAGUUACUCGCUGUUAUGGCUGCUGGCAGUUGCUUUUAUGUCCCACCACCAGGCCAAGACGACCGAGACACAUUCCAAAAACCGGCCAUGAAGUGGAUUAUGGCUGUUCAGUCAUACAUCUCGUGCACAUUUGUGAGCCCAGAUAUCGACUUCCGAAUGCUCCAGACCCAAACUCUUCUUCUGGUAGCUCGCCUCGGAGUUGCUAGUGACGGGGAUGUUGCCUGGGCCUCAGCUGGGUCGCUGAUUCGGUCUGCGAUUACAAUGGGCCUGCAUCGCGAUCCGACUCGCUUCCGCAAGGCUCGACCAUUCUACUCUGAACUACGCCGUCGCCUUUGGGUAACCAUCGUCGAGCUGGACCUCAAGAUCUCUCUCGACCGUGGCGUUCCGCCGUCAGUUGAUCUAGAAGAAUGUGACUGCGAUCCUCCAUCGAAUUGGGACGACGCGGACUUGAUACCGGACAUGGAGAAUGACCCUACUCCACCCAGUACUGCCAUUUAUACCCAAAACUUCUACCAAACUCUCCUCACCAAGACCCUCCCACUACGUUAUCGAAUUGCGAAGAAAAUCAACAGCCUUCGUUUUAAUUUAUCUUACGACGAAGCCCUGCGAAUGGGCGAUGAACUCUCCCGCUCCCUGCAACAUGCUUCCUCCCUAUUCGAGGACAAUGCCUCGAGUAUCGCUUUGGAAGAAUCGGGACGUCACCGAUUCGCCCAAUCCCUAUAUCUCUUCAUUAUGCGAAAAUUCCUCCUCGCCCUCCACCGCCCCUUCUCACUGAGUGUUGUCCGUCUACCAAAAUGCUCCUACUCCCGCAAGGUUUGCCUCGAAGAAUCCCUCGGUAUUCUCUCCCAGAUGGAACUUCCUCUGGAGACCGAGAGCAUCGUCUAUCCGGAUAUCACGCAGCUUGGCAGCGGUAUGUUCCGCGAUGAAACCUUCCACGCUGCAAUCACUGCCUGCGUGGAGCUGUCUCUCCAAGCCAAUGAAAUGACUACGUCUGCUACAUCCGGGUUGGAUGGUGUCAACUCCAGCGUGCUCAUGAGCAUGAUCCAGUCCCAACAAAGUGUGAUGAUGAAGGCUGUCGAGCGCACCGCUGAUAACUUCGGGAGGCGCAUCGGCCCCGGUGGGAAGGGAUGCAAGCCUUUCUUCUUUUUGAAUAUUAUUCUCGCUUCGGUCAAAUCGCGCGUCAAGGGUGAGGAUCCUUUGUGCAGUAUUGACGCGACCGGGAAGAGGUCUGUUCGCAUUUGCAGGGCGAUCUUGAGUGGACUUACAUAUCAGGAGGCUAAGAUUAGCGUUGAUAAUCGCCCCGUUCAGGUUGGUAUCCCUGCUUAUAGCUGUGUGUCCAUACCUAACGUCCCUGUUCAGACUUCCAUUCCUUCGGGGGUAACCCCGGCCUCAGCUACACCGAGUGAUAUUGAUCCUGCGUCACUUCUAUCGAAUGACUUCAGCGAUUUUACGGCAAGUCAUCGUUCCUCGGAUGCUGCUUGGGGCUAUGCUGACCUUUCACAGCCAGUGGAUCUAGGGGGCUGGUUUGAUGGGUUAGAUUACACUGGCCCGGAGUUGUGGGAUUGGGAUGCCGACUUGUCUGGCAACCUUCCGACAUUCUCAUGA